AUGUCUAGCACAACGACGACCACCCAAACCUCCCAGCUUUCACCUUUGAAGCUUAGCUCGCUAAACGGCAAGUCAGAAGAGUCGCAAGAGAACUACAAAUAUGCUCGACUCCUUCCUGUCUUCGUUAAUAACCAGUAUCCUCCUUUGACGCCGUUCGAUCACGUCGAUCCCGGACAUCGGGCUCUCACCCACCCUAAUCCCAGAACCUUCCUUGACGGUGCUACUAGUAUUGUUGACCUGACCCCGCACCUUGGUACAGAGAUCCGUGGUGUCAAUCUUGCAACACUUGACUCGGAUGGAAGGGAUCAACUAGCUCUCGAAGUCGCUAAAAGGGGUGUUUUGGUGUUCAGGGACCAACUGGACUUUAUUGACCGUGGUCCAGAUUUUUACCUGCAGUUUGGAAGGCACUUUGGCCGACUUCAUAUUCAUCCAUGCUCUGGUCAUCCCGAGGGCUAUCCCGAACUACAUCUUGUCUACAAGAGCGCAAAUGCUACUUUCAACUUUGAGCAAAGUGAUAGCGUCACGUCGACUCUAUGGCACUCGGACGUCUCGUACGAGCUCCAGCCCCCUGGCUUGACCGGCCUUUUCUUGCUAUCGUCGCCGGAGACAGGUGGCGAUACAUUAUUCACGUCUCAAGUCUCUGCUUUGAAGAAACUAUCUCCGCAAUUUGUUGCCUUCCUUCGCACGUUGAAGGCUGUACAUUCAGGUGUUGAGCAAGCAAACCACUCUCGUGCUGGAAAGAGGGGCGGCAUAGUUCGUCGAGAACCCGUGGAAAAUGUUCAUCCUAUCGUCCGCCGCCAUCCAGUGACUGGUGAGGAAGCUCUAUACGUGAACAGACAGUUUACGCGUCGAAUCGUUGGUCUAAAGCGGGAGGAAUCAGAAACUAUCUUGCGCUUCCUCUACGACCAUAUCGACAAGGGCGGAGAUAUCCAGGCGCGCCUUAAAUGGGCUCCUCAUACUAUUGUGCUCUGGGAUAACCGUGUAACUGCCCAUUCAGCCAUUGUGGACUAUGCUGAUUCAAAGGAAACGCGCCAUGGUGUUCGUAUCACCCCUCAGGCAGAGCGCCCUAUUCCGGCCUGGGAAGGACUGGAUCUUAGCUCGUAA
Molecule: messenger RNA, 1104 nt
Organism: Desarmillaria tabescens
Lineage: Eukaryota; Fungi; Basidiomycota; Agaricomycetes; Agaricales; Physalacriaceae
Product: alpha-ketoglutarate-dependent sulfonate dioxygenase
Exons: 6
Coding region: 1-1104 (367 amino acids)
Cellular component (GO): cytoplasm
Molecular function (GO): 2-oxoglutarate-dependent dioxygenase activity
Source: RefSeq, a predicted model, not a curated record